This is a messenger RNA of Salmo salar (Atlantic salmon), 4070 nucleotides long. Its product is annotated as leucine zipper putative tumor suppressor 1. Gene Ontology annotation, cellular component: dendritic spine. Lineage: Eukaryota; Metazoa; Chordata; Actinopteri; Salmoniformes; Salmonidae. Gene Ontology annotation, biological process: regulation of synaptic plasticity; regulation of dendrite morphogenesis. The record is from RefSeq and is a predicted model, not a curated record.
AAGAAAGGAGGAGGGAGCAAGAAAGAGGGGGAGUGAGUGGUAGCGAAGAGAGUGGGAGAAAACAAGGUAAAGGAGAAGGAAAAAGAGGGAGAAAGCAAAAUAGUGCGUUUCUGUAGGAGGAUGACAGUGUUCACUUCCUGGUCGAUGGGAUGAAGUGAACACACAGUACGGAGAGACGAAUACGGGCUGAGAGGACAAAGAUACAUAAACACCAAAGGAAACAUUGCGCCUGUGUGUCCCACUUCACCAGCUCUAGCCAUCCUCUACAGGAAAGAGUCAGACCCAGGAAAGCAGCACAGCACUCAGUAAUGGAGAUGGAAACAUUGACAAUACUGCCCUUGGGUCAAGAGUAUAACACCCACUCCAAGUACCUCUUCAACAGCAUACGUUAAAGCUGCCAGGACAUCUAUUCUGCCCUCACCUAUGCCCAGAGACCAUGGGAAGUGUCAGCAGCUUCAUCUCAGGUCCCAGUCUCCACAGCAAGCACUGUCAGGCCACGGAGUACAAACUAAAGAAGGCAGGCCAUCCCCGGAAAACAGGCCGGAGCCUGGAUGGCCUACUGAAGCACAGCUUUGCUCAGGGGUCUUCCAACCACACCACUAAAGGCAUCUCUCAGGCAGGCAGGAGUGAGGACUUAUUUUACUUAAAGGUGAGCCAGAAGUCGCGGAUGACUCACCACAGAGGCGUCCCAACAGAAGACCGUGUAGGAGAGGGACAUUCUACUGAUAUGGAACCAGACAGUAGAGUGACACCUAAACUGCUGCCUAUGUCUGGGAAACUGGAGAAGAAUAUGGACAAGGCUUUGAUCCGGCCCACAGCCUUCAAGCCAGUCAUCCCCAAGAGCACCUCUUCCACAGAGAUUCACAACAACCUCACCCAUCUCCUUAGUCCCCCAGAGAGGACCAGAGACUCCCUCUCAGACUCUGGGCAGGAUUCAAUGUCCAGCCUGCCUACUCACAGCACCAGUGGGAGCCACAGUGCUUCCACAGGCCCAUUGACUCAGUGUGCAGGAGGCUCAGCCCAUGCCAUGACCCAUCCCCAGCAGCCCCCCCUCUCUACAUGGUCCAACGGGAAUGGCAUAAGUGCCAGUGCCAGGGUCACAGCUCUAAGCAAUGGAGGGGCAGCGAAGGCUAACAGGGACACCGUCUCCCUCCCCUCACCUCAGCAGCCUAGCCCUCUCUUGGAGGAGAUGGGGGGCUGUAAUCGCUCACCCAUCUCCACAGAUGAGUCCAUAAUUGAGCUGCUGGAGCAGAGGCUGCUGGAAAGUGAGACAGAGCUGCAGGAGCUACAGGUGAGCUUUGAGGAGAAAGAGGUGGACACGUGCCAGCUGUUUGAGGAGAAGCAGAGGUAUUGUGUUGAGGAGAUGGAGGGCCUGAAGCAGAGGUGCUCCACCAAGCUCAGGCAGGUCUCCCAGAGGGCCGUGAAGAACCACCAGGCCUUGCAGCUGAAGGUCAGCCAGCUGCAGCAGGACAACCAGAGGCUCCAGGACGAGCUGGUCCAGAUGACCCAGGAGAAGGACCUGAUAGAGGUCAAACUGAUGUCGUUUGAGAUGGAGAAGAACCAACUAGACCCCACCUUAGAGGAGACCCAGUGGGAGGUCUGCCAAAAGGCUGGGGAGAUCUCGCUGCUGAAGCAGCAACUCAGGGACUCCCAGGCUUGUGUCACUCACAGGCUGAAGGACAUCAUCAGCCUCAAGGCCUCGCUGAAGGAGGCCCGGUCCAAAAUGGAGGCACUGGAAAAGCAGAACAAAUUGCAAGAGGAAAAGAUACGCUCUCGCAGUGUGGAUGUCGAGGUAUGCCAAAAUGAGCUCCAGCGCAAGAAGAACGAGGCUGAUCUACUAAGAGCAAAGGUGGACAAACUGGAGACAGACAUCAAUGAAAUGAAAAAGGACCUGGCCCUGGCAAAAGAACAGAGGCAGCAGCAAAAGGCCAAACUGGAGGCCCAGGCCCAGGAGAGGUCAGACCAGGCCCAGGAGAGGUCAGACCAGGCCCAGGAGAGGUCAGACCAGAGUGGGGGCACUGGAGGGAGCAUGAGCACUGACUCCCUCCAGAGAGAGGUGAGGAAACUGAAAGUGGAGCUCAGGGAAGAGAGAGAGACUCAGGAGAGGCUGUCGAACAGCUUUGAGCAUGAGAGACAGACGUGGAACAGGGAGAAGGACAGAGUCAUCAAGUACCAGAAGCAGCUUCAGCUCAACUAUCUGCAGAUGCACAAGAAGAACCAAGACCUGAAGAGGAUCCUGCAGGAGCUCACAGCAGAGCUGGAGAGUCGACCGGAGUUUGACAUGGACAUCCACAGCUCAGGGUUACACUAUGAGGAUGUUAUCGCCACAGAAAUGUGAGGGAGAAACCCACAGAGAAUAGUAAUAACGAUGCUCAAAUGUUCUAACAGGGUUAUUAAACAGUCAUAUGAAACACAUAAUUUGUUAUAUCUGGCCAAAACACAGAUGAGCUAUUGCUGCCUUUUAGUGUUGCAUUUUAGUGAUAAUCAAGUUGGCUAACAUACUGCUGCAGGAUAUGAUAGAAUUGCGGACAGGUUUGGAUAUUUUUUGAUAAAAAUCCUUAAUUCUCUGUGACUGUGUAAAGCAGGCUUUAAAGGGCACACAGUUCAAACAAUAACAAAUAACAAAACAGCUGAUGGGAUGGGGCUUGAGAACUAAAACUACACUAAAAUUCAUAGACAGAGCUAUGGAUGCAAUGACUGAUCAUCCAUGAGAUCAAAAUUAUAGAUUUAACUGUGUUUUGAAGCUAUACAGUGUUUGUUUACAUUGGCUUUGUAUACAAACAUUUUAGGUUCUGAUGAGGUAAGAGAGUUGAACUAAGCUCUUUAAGCAUUUAUGAGUUAUAUUAUUUAACAUACAAUGGCUAUAUCAUGAAUUUAGUCCAAAUGUUGAUGUAGCAACUCCAGAUGGCCCUUUAAGUUUGUUAUUUUUUUUACAUUUUAGUCAUUUAGCAGAUGCUCUUAUCCAGAGCGACUUACAGUAGUGAAUGCAUCCAUUUCAUCCAAUGCAUUUUUUUUUGUCCCCCGUGGGAAUCGAACCCACAACCCUGGCUUUGCACACACCAUGCUGGCGUUGCAAACACCAUGCUCUACCAACUGAGCCACAGGGAAGGCUUAUGUUAUCUAUAAGUGUGGUUUCCCGGAAACAGAUUUUAAAAUAUUUUUAGAUGAACAUUCUCCAUUGAGCCUGCUUUUUAGUCCAGGACUAGGCUUAAUGUGUCCAGGAAACCACCCCAUAAUGAAACCACCUCAUAAUGUUCAAUUGACAGUAGCCUAGAAAGCCUAUGAAAUGGUUAUUCCUCUUGAGAAGUUUCCCAGCAUUGUAGUGAAUUGGGGCAUUCUUUCUGCAUGUGUCAAGUCCUACAUAAGAUGUUGUAAGUCUCCACAACAACCACUGAGACACAGCAAUAUGAUGUGAUGUGUUUUUAUUUAACCUUUUUGAUCACAAUCACCACUGUGGCCAGAGAUAUUGCAGAGAGAAUGAGGCAAGAGGCUGCCCUCGUCAGCACCAACACAGAUACUGUCAUCUGCACAAGUGUAUGGGAGUUCACAUAUCUCUCCUGCAACAUAAUACAGUAGCUGCAUGGCAACAAAUGCGGAGGCGUGCAGCCUCUCGCUUCACAAAGUCUUUGUUUUUGUUGGCAGUCACCUGCUCUUUAUGUUAAGCAUAAACUGUAGCCACGUCUUCCUUUACGUGUCAAAGCACUGGAUGUACUGUAUAUUUUGUGAAUUAUCAUCCAUAUUAUUUAUUGAUAUAAAGGACACAAAAGUUGUAGUGAUUAGUGUUGAAAGGAACUACUUAAACUGAGAUGAUAAAGAGUGUAUAUUGAUGCACUUCCAUUUUAAGAGGGGAUAGAACAUGAUUGUCAAAGUGCAUCCCACACUACACUGAAAAUGUCUCACUGGUAAUGAUAUCUCAAAGAUGUAAAACUUCGCUUUGGAGCUGAUCACUUGAAAACAAAUACCAUCUGAGAAUGUCUAACGUGUACUGUAUCUAUUGGUAUAUUUAUGAUACAUACACAGAGACAUGUUUUUAAAAUCUGACAAUAAAUGAUGUAUACGUACACUACAAA